Molecule: messenger RNA, 1269 nt
Organism: Hyla sarda
Lineage: Eukaryota; Metazoa; Chordata; Amphibia; Anura; Hylidae
Gene: RAB7B
Product: RAB7B, member RAS oncogene family
Exons: 6
Coding region: 355-960 (201 amino acids)
Biological process (GO): endosome to lysosome transport; phagosome-lysosome fusion
Cellular component (GO): late endosome; lysosome; phagocytic vesicle
Molecular function (GO): GTP binding; GTPase activity
Source: RefSeq, a predicted model, not a curated record
UGGUAGCUGCUCACACAUUAUUCUCUGCUCCUCCCUUAUGUUGUGGUAGAAGUGGAGCGAAGAAUGUUGUAGUCCUGUCAAUAUAGGACAUCCCCUUUACAAGAAGGGAGGGAGGAAAACUGUGUCAGACUGGGGAAAAGACCAGAAGAAGGAGAGGCCCAGCGGGGUUCUUAAAGGGAAGCAAACUGCUGCUAUGACAGUUCCCAUAAUGUAAAAGGCAGACCAGCUGCACCCAUCAUUGUACUGCAAAGAAUGAGUGACGUUGAGGCCGCUGGCAGCCACGAUCUUGGAUAACCUUUCUUGCUUGUAGAAUUUCCUUAUUCUCACUGGAAGUAUCGAGAGAAGCUUUUGCUCAUGCAUUCUGACCAGAAAGUGGAUCUGAAAAUUAAUAUUAUCGGCCCUAUGGGAACUGGAAAAACCUCCCUUCUGAACCAAUAUGUACAUAAUUUUUUCCAAAAUGACUACCGGAACACAUUGGGAGCACACAUACUUACAAAAACCAUCCAGCUGGAAAAUAAGACCAUAAAGAUGCAGAUCUGGGACACAGGUGGACAGGAACGAUUCCGCUCUUUGGUAUCCUCCUUCUAUAAGGGCUCUGAUGGUUGCUUUCUGGUCUUCGAUGUCACAGACAAGGAAUCUUUUUUAAGCCUUGAGACCUGGAGGGCAGACUUUAUGGAUAAAAUACAGUCACCGGUUACUAAUUUCCCGAUAAUCAUUCUAGGAAACAAGAUUGACUUGGAGGAUCGACAGGUCUCUCAGGAUUUAGCAGUUUCCUGGUGUCAAGAAAAAAAAAUUCUUUAUUUUGAAGUUAGUGCCAAAGACAACAUCAACGUAGAUCUGGCAUUUGAAACACUGGCAAAAGAGGCACUAGUACACUACCACGAGUGUAGAGAAUGUCACCUUACUGAUUCCAUCAAGUUAACUCAACUUAAAGAGUCUCAUGAGAGUGUUUGCUGUUGACAGGACUGUACAGUCAUGAUACUGUACAACAUUUUUCUCCCCGACUGUUUUUAUGUUUUAAAAAAGUUUUAUGGAAUUUAAACAUGUAAAACAUGACUUUUUGGACAGAUAAUGAAAAACAUCAAGUCUAUAUGUGAGCAAAUAACUUGGUGCCUCUGUAAUUGAUGUAGACUCCUAUGGAGAACUAGGGCAUUUUUAAUUUUUUUUGUAUUCAGUAUAAGUUAUCUUUGGCAAUUUCCUAUUUGAGAGGUUACACACAAUGUAGCAAAUAAACCAGCAUUCAAAAUUUUGCAUUGAAGAAGUGUAUCA